This is a messenger RNA of Aspergillus steynii IBT 23096, 1010 nucleotides long. Its product is annotated as DUF4870 domain-containing protein. Bases 62 to 643 code for a protein of 193 amino acids. The transcript is spliced from 4 exons. The record is from RefSeq and is a predicted model, not a curated record. NCBI's taxonomy places the organism in Eukaryota, Fungi, Ascomycota, Eurotiomycetes, Eurotiales, Aspergillaceae.
CACGCCAUUCUCCAUUCCGCCUCCCCCUCUUUCUUUCUUUCUUACUUGCCUUUGACAAACCAUGAAUUUCGCUCCGUACCAAGACGAAUCGCCCGAGGUUGAGCGAGCCUUCUCCCCCUCGCUAGGCGACCCUCAUCGCGCCAAAUCGCCCACCGUCGGGUCCCCGCGCGGUUCGCCCCCGAUCCCCGGUUUCACGCCAAACGCCCUUCCCUCUCCCACUCAUUUCGCCGGAGGACAGAUCGCAACCAGCGGGCAUGGGAACACUGGCUUCGGUGGGGAUGUAGAAGGGGGACGCUGGAACUUGGGGGCCUUCGAGACGAGUCUCCCCAUCCGUAUGGACUUCGAAGCCAUGCUGGCAUAUCUGCUUCUUCCUCCGGCCGGGGGCGUCUUUCUUCUCCUGGUAGAACACAAGAGCGACUAUGUACGCUUCCACGCUUGGCAGUCGAGUAUGCUAUUCACAAUGAUGUUUAUCAUCCAUUUAAUAUUCUCAUGGUCGAGCUUUCUGUCAUGGACAUUGCUCAUCUGCGACUUGGCCCUCAUUGGCUUUCUCAGCCUGCGGGCCUACCGAGAUGUUGACACACUCGAUCACUACGAGGUCCCCAUCUUCGGACGCCUAGCCAACUCUUUUGUGGAUGAUGAAUAGUCGCGUCUCUGUCCGUGCAUCUUCUUCGGCGCAUUUCGUGCGUUGUUGAGAUAUAAGGUCUGAAUGGCCUUAUAUCCAUUUUUGCCUAAUAAAGCGGGCCUUUACCAGGCGGAGAGAUUUUCAGAAUCGGUAAUCUUUGAAGGGUCUGUGUUUUGCUAAUACAUAUCGGCUCAUAAUAAUUCUUGUUGAAGUCACCUCUGGAACCAGUCCAAGCAUGCGGGUUGCCUUUUCGAUGUCACUGUUCUUAGCAAUUUUGUUUUGAUCAUAUUCUGCGUCGUGUUCGAUUCAGCUAUCUGGUUGAUGUAUAUACACAGUGUAUUCUACAAAUCCUGAACUCUGUACUAAUUCAAGACCAAUCACACCUGCC